Molecule: messenger RNA, 1899 nt
Organism: Cutaneotrichosporon cavernicola
Lineage: Eukaryota; Fungi; Basidiomycota; Tremellomycetes; Trichosporonales; Trichosporonaceae
Exons: 5
Coding region: 1-1899 (632 amino acids)
Source: RefSeq, a predicted model, not a curated record
AUGAUGGGCUUACCGCCCCUCCCGAACGACCCCUAUCUCGAGUUCCAACCUGCGUUUGCGUACUCGCUCCCCAUCCAGAUCCUCCUCACGGGCAUUACCCUCACGCUCCUCGUCAUCCUCCUGAUCCACCUCCUGUCCCCGCUCAACUACUGUUUGCAGUUGGCCAGUGUCAUUGCGGUGCUCCUUGGCGUCAUCGUCCGCGUCUAUGUCAUCCUGAGCCACCUCGGCGCCAAGGGUGACCGAUGGCCGUACACUCUCGACUAUGUCGCUGUGCCCGUUCCCCAGCCCAAGUGGAACCAGGCGCAGGAUGCCGCAUGGCAAACACUACUCGCCAUCAGCAACGGCCUUGCCAAUAUCACACACAUCCAGUUCCUUACUCUCCUAUAUCCCUCACGCACUGAGGCGCGCCUCAUCUUCGUUGCUCUCGGUCCCCUGGCCAUUGCCUCGUCCGCGCUCUACUACUGCACGUUAUCCAAUCACUCGCGCGUGAUUGACAUGGGUGACGCAAUCCGGGCCGUCUUCAGCUGCACGCUUCUCGUCAUCUUCUCGCUCGCGCUGUUCAUCUGGGGCUUCUUAGUGAACCGCGGUCGCGCGUGGCGCCUUGACGGAGGUACGGCCGUGUUUGGCUCUGGCGCUCUCGGUCUCGCCUUAGUGACGACUGCGAGUUCCUUUGUCGCCGUCAAGGAGGAGGAACUCGUCGACUGGCUCCAACACCUCAUCUGGGCCGCCGUGCUAUGGCAGACGUGGCUCGGAUGGUGGUGGUGGGUCGGGGCGGGCAUGGGCAUCGGCGAGGUAGAAGAUAUCAUGGAGCGCUCGCUUCGCAAGCGACGAAAGGCAGCCCGGCGCGCGCACGCCAAGCAGGUCAUGGCUGCGGCCAACGAGGAGGAGAGACCGCGGCGGCAACAAACUGUCACGGGCGCGAUCAAAUCUGGUACGACUGCCGUCGUUGGCUUCACCUCCAGCCUCGUCCAUCUACGGAGUAGCGCCGGCGGCAGCGCACCGGGCUCUGCGGCAUCGGCAGCGGGCGCGCCUGGAGGAAGUGUGGGAGGCGGCAGUCUAUCGCGAUUGCGGAUACGCCGAGCGCGGCCCAGACGCGACGUAGAGGAGGGCGUCUCGGACGGCGAGGUUGGUGAGGUCAUAGAACUCGGCACCAUACGCCUCGAAGAACCCUUGCAUCACAGCGAGAACUCGGGCGCGUCGGGUGGUCGCCAGCCACCGAGCAGCAACAGCAACAGUGGCACGAGCAGCACAUCCCGCACGCCGUCAUUGCACGCCCCGCGCUCCGUCGGCGAGUUUGUCGCAUACCCUGCCACCUGGCUUCAGGUAUACAUCCGGCGCCUGCGCAAGGCGCACGAGGAUGCGACGCGUCGGCGCGCAGUCGAGCAGGCCGAGCGCCGGGCGCGUGUCCCAAACAUAGCCGCGAGCGCGGAUGACGGAUGGGGCCUCGGCUCCUUCGGCGCGGACCGCCAGCUUCGCGUCAAUGCGCUCCUCGAAGAAGACGAGGGUAAGGACGACGACGACGAGGGCGACGAGGACGACGACGAGGGCGACGACGUCGACCAGGGGCCUGUGCGGCAGCCCCGCAAUUCAGCGCGCGGAAGCGCCCAGACCAGCCGGCGUAACUCUCUCGCUCACCCGCGCUCCUUGAGAGAGACACGCGAGGCGCAGACCCAGACUUCGCGGGUGGCUGAGGAGCACGAACACGCAGACGAGGGUGAGUGGGAGGACGUGACGUCUGACGAGGGGCCGAGGCGUAGGGGCAGCGUGCAGUCCCGGAGUUCGCGUGUUCUCGAGGCUCAGCGCGCUGAGAUUCCCGCACGACCUGGAGUGACGGGAUCGAGUUGGAGCUGGUGGGGCCCGCUGCGCGAUUGGCGGCUGCAGGACAGGAGCACGUUCUAG